Chlorella variabilis is the source of this 2424-nucleotide messenger RNA. RefSeq lists its product as hypothetical. Gene Ontology annotation, biological process: proton transmembrane transport; NADPH regeneration. Gene Ontology annotation, molecular function: NAD binding; NADP binding. Bases 1 to 2424 code for a protein of 807 amino acids. The transcript has 17 exons. NCBI's taxonomy places the organism in Eukaryota, Viridiplantae, Chlorophyta, Trebouxiophyceae, Chlorellales, Chlorellaceae. The record is from RefSeq and is a predicted model, not a curated record. Gene Ontology annotation, cellular component: mitochondrial inner membrane.
AUGCUCACCCGCUGUGCAGGCCUACAGCGCGCAGUUCCCUCGCUGCUGCGCUCCAUCCACUGCCCGCCCGCAGCAGCGGCCUACAGGGGCCCAUCCGUGCGCCGAUAUGCGGUGAUCACCAACGUUGCCACCCCAGAGGCACCCCAGAAGCCCAAGAAGGACGACAGCCAGCAGCACGCCUCCUUUGCAUCGUCGGCGGGGGCUGCAGCGGGGGUGGGCGUGCCUUACACCCAGCUGAGCGUGGGCGUGCCCCGCGAGACGUUUGAGAAUGAGCGGCGCGUGGCGCUGACGCCCCAGGGCGUGGCGGCCCUGCGCAAGGCCGGCUUCAAGAGCGUGGUGGUGGAGAGCGGGGCGGGCGCCCUCGCCAACUUCUCGGACGAGGAGUACACGUCUGCGGGCGCCACCAUCGGCACCACCUCGGACGCCUUUGGCCAGGACAUUGUGCUGAAGAUCAGGCCGCCAGAUGCUGCCAAGGAGGUGAGCCUGUUCAAGGAGGGCGGCAGGCUGGUCAGCUUCAUCUACCCCGCCCAGAACAAGGAGCUGGUGGAGCAGCUGCAGCAGAAGAAGAUGACGGUGCUGGGCAUGGACUGCAUCCCUCGCACCAUCAGCCGCGCCCAGACCUUUGACGCGCUUUCCUCCAUGGCAAAUAUCGCUGGCUACAGGGCGGUGGUGGAGGCUGCGCAGCACUUUGGCCGCUUCUUCACUGGCCAGAUCACGGCGGCGGGGCGCGUGCCGCCCGCCAAGGUCCUCAUCAUCGGCGGCGGCGUGGCGGGCCUGGCCGCCGUGGGCACCGCCAAGAACAUGGGUGCCAUUGUGCGCGUGUUUGACACGCGCGCCGCCGUGGCGGAGCAGGUGCGGGCGCGCCUGCGCCUGCGCCUGCGCCUGUGUGUGCUGUACGUGGCCAAGUCGCUGGGCGCCGAGUUCCUGACUGCUGCGUUCUGCAUGCACCAGGGGCGCGCGGCGGGCGGGGCUGGCAACCUGCCCGCGCCGCGGCGCGCCGGGCGCCUCGUGGCUGCCGGGCCUAUGGCUCUCUUCCGGGAGCAGGCUGGCGAGGUGGACAUCAUCAUCACCACCGCCCUCAUCCCGGGCAAGCGCGCGCCGCUGCUCAUCACGCGGGACAUGGUGGAGAGCAUGAAGCCGGGGUCGGUCACGGUCGACCUGGCCGCCGAGCAGGGCGGCAACAUCGAAACGACGGUUGCGGGGCAGGUGGCCAAGCACGGCGGUGUGACGUGCAUCGGUUACACCGACAUGCCCUCCCGCCUCCCCGCCCAGUCCUCCACCCUGUUCUCCAACAACAUCUCCAAGUUCCUGCUGUCCAUGGGGCCCUUCACCGGCCACAAGGAAACCUUCCUGGUGGACCACAAGGACGACGCGGUCAGGGGCGCGCUGGUGCUGGAGGGCGGCGAGCUGCGGUGGCCUGCGCCGCCGCUGGCGGCCCCCGCCGCGCCGCCGCCGCGCAAGGAGGAGGCCAAGGGCAAGAAGGAGCUGACCCCGGAGGAGAUUUACGCCGACACGCUGCGCAGCGCGCUGACCACCACGCUGGGGCUGUCGUGCAUCGUGGGCCUGGGCGCCGUCUCCCCCUCCUCAGCUUUUUCCUCCAUGAUGACCAAGUUCGGCCUGGCCUCCAUCUGCGGCUACCAGACGGUGUGGGGUGUCACCCCCGCCCUCCACUCCCCGCUCAUGUCCGUCACCAACGCCAUCUCCGGCCUCACAGCCGUGGGCGGCAUGGUGCUGGCGGGCGGCGGCCUGGUGCCCAACACCCCCGCCCAGACGCUGGCCGCCGGCGCCAUGCUGGCCUCUGCCGUCAACAUCGGCGGCGGCUUCAACCAUCCCCAGCGCAUGUUGGACAUGUUCAAGCGCCCCGACGACCCCCCGGAGUACAACCAGCUGUACGCCAUCCCGGGCGCCGCCAUGCUCGCCAUCUACGCAGCGGGGCACUUCACGGGCCACCCUGAGAUGGAGUCCCUGUCGUACCUGGGCUCCGGCGGCCUGUGCAUCGCCGCCAUUGCGUGCCUGUCCAACCAGAAGACGGCGCGGCUGGGCAACGCGCUGGGCCUGCUGGGUGUGGGCACCGGGCUGGCCGCCACCCUGGGCGCCGUCUCCACCACCAGCGGCGACCCCGCGGUGCUGGCGCAGAUCCUGGGCUCGCUGGGGCUGGGCGGCGCGGUGGGGGCGGCCAUCGCCAAGAAGAUGGCCAUCACUGACCUGCCGCAGAUGGACCCCAACAGCGUGAUUGCGGGCAUGCCGGUGCUGGAGGUGUGGAAGAGCAAGCAGGUGAUCGUGAUGAAGCGGUCCAUGGGCGUGGGCUACGCGGGCGCAGACAACCCGGUGUUCUACAAGCCCAACACCAGCAUGCUGCUGGGGGAUGCCAAGGACAUGUGUGACAAGCUCAAGACCCGCAUCUUUGAGAUGCUGCACAUCUGA